This is a messenger RNA of Pyrenophora tritici-repentis Pt-1C-BFP, 639 nucleotides long. RefSeq lists its product as uncharacterized. NCBI's taxonomy places the organism in Eukaryota, Fungi, Ascomycota, Dothideomycetes, Pleosporales, Pleosporaceae. The record is from RefSeq and is a predicted model, not a curated record.
AUGGACGCGGUAGAAGUUACUUGGCCUACACUACUUGCGGCUCGCCAGCAAAAUGAUGCAGCCAACCAGCUUUCCAACAACGUGCACACACCUGCGCCACUUGAAGCACCAGUCAAUUAUGCCGCGCCACAGGAUGCGGCAAUCAAUCACGCCACGCCACUAGAAGCACCGGUCAAUUACAACAUGCCAUUUGGACAGCCAAAUCUCUAUCUACAGUUAUCGCAAAUUUUGGAAUGGGAGAUAUGGAAUCACAAUCAAACGCGUGCUGCGCUCUGCACAGAGCUUGCUCGUCGCGCCGAGACCGAAACUGAGAUACACAUGAAAAGCCAAGAACUCGAAAGAUGGAAAGAAUCUUGUCACAUAGUAUAUACUGCGCUGGAUGAGCACAGAGCAGAAAAUGCGAGCCUUAAGCUUGACAUUGAGGCUCUAACAGCUGAGUUGCGUCAUCGUCGGGAAUUACAGGCUCAGCCGAAGGUGGAAUGCUCAACGCCGCACCUCAAACCAGACUAUGACGGCGGAAGAGAUCUUAAAAAGCUACAUGAGCCUCAAUUGUCAGAAGACGAACACACAAGCUCUUGGCGACUCGGUUUCAUUCGAGACAUUGAUGAUCACUUCAAUGGGUCUGCAGCGAGUAGCUAG